Morchella importuna is the source of this 1371-nucleotide messenger RNA. RefSeq lists its product as uncharacterized. Lineage: Eukaryota; Fungi; Ascomycota; Pezizomycetes; Pezizales; Morchellaceae. The coding region runs from base 1 to 1371 and encodes 456 amino acids. The transcript has a single exon. The record is from RefSeq and is a predicted model, not a curated record.
AUGGACCGAUUAACAACAACCACACUACUCAUCUUCGCUCUCCUCUUCAGCAGCGCUACUGCUUUCAACAACGUCGGAAGCCAAAGCCUCUCGACCCUCCUCCCCCGACAAGAAACCUGCGGGUCCGAUACCAACUCCGUUACCUGUAACGUCGGCUCCUUCUGUUGCCCCUCCAACACUCGCUGUAUCCCCGUUGAAAAUGCAACCUCGGUCGUGUGUUGCAAAGUCGGCGAGAUCUGCGACGAGAUUUUUCCCAUUACGUGUUCCACAACAACCCUGAGCACGCUCUCGACACAACCAAAGCUCGACACCUGUGGCACACAAUGCUGUCCAGUGGGUUAUGAAUGUGGCCCGAAUAAGGAUCGUUGUAUCAUGAAAGCUGCGAACCUGCCCGCGGAUUACGUUGAGAACCGGGAAGGCAGGAAGAAGAACGCUACUGAUGAAGCGCUGUUGGAGACAUGUAAACAGUUUAUCACUCUUCCUGCAACUAGUGAUGAGGUUCCGGUGUCUCGAUGCUCUAAGUUUACCUGGGAAGGAAUUCUUGUUGGCCUUUUCCCGGGAAUUGCCAUUGGACUUGCGAUAAUGCUGGUAUAUAUCAAGGCGGUGGAGAUGAAAACUCGCCGGCGGACAAUCCACUUUAACGGGCGUCUUUCUGCCAUGCCCGAAGACUUUGAAGAACAGAAGCUGCCGCCACCACCGGUUCCGGUGAUUGGAGCGGACGUGAGGGAGCGGUACUCAAGCAAUUUCUUUAGUGCAAACAACAACCCCAUGGUUGUGAACCCCACUCCCGCAUUAACAAAUGAGUGGAAGCCCCGCGACAUGACCAAUGAAUGGAAACCGCGAAACUUCUCGGGCUCCUCCAACCCAAUCCUCGAGGGCCGAGGCAGUGCAAUGAGCCGGAGCACCAACGCAUCAUCUACAAACUCCCGCUCGCCUGCUCCGUACCCGCUCACGCCUGCACCAAAGCCUGCACCAGCUCCAUACUCUAUCUCACAAACCUCGACACCAUAUAUUCCUACUCCUGAGCCGUCCGCUUACAACCCUGGACCGCGCUCGCGGCCAUCCGAAGUCUCAUCUGUCUCAUCUGUCACCGCCUCCGACUUCUCCGCCGCUGUGACGAAAGCGCUACGAGGUGGAGAUAGGCCCGACUUGGAUGAGUUUAGUGAGCCCAUGAAGGCGCGAGUCAUGGAUGUGAACCGCCCGCUGUCUCUGGAGACUGGAUACACAGCCAGUUUCUACCAGGGAGGUGAGGGGCUAUGCCAUCCGCCAUUCGUUGACGAGGAGGAAGUCCCACCAUUGAGGUUCAAGGGAGGACUGCAGCCUGUAGGAUUGACAGGAAGAGGCUUGGGAUGGGACGAUAACCGCUUCUAA